AUGGCGGAAAUUUCGCUGCUUCCCAGCAGAUACGCGAAGAACAAAACUCCGACCAAUUUCAAACUUUAUGCGGCAAACAAUUUGCGUAUAGACACGUAUGGAGAGUCGUUCCGAACGCUACAUUUAAGGAUACGCCCGCUCACAUGGAAUUUCUGCAUAGCAUCAGUUCCGAACCCAAUUAUUGGGGCCGACUUGAUUGCACAUUAUGGUCUCCUUCUGGAUCUUAAGGGUCGCAGACUCAUCGAUCUUCAAAACAAUGUGUACGUGUCGGGCAUUGUCAAAUCGGUAUCACAGCUUGCCAUCAGCACGGUCAAUCCCAGUACGAAAUUCGCGAACAUUUUAUUUGAAUUUUCGAAGGUCACCAGUUUAGAACAGGCAACUCCGAAUUGCAGCAGCGAUAUUCGUCACAUCAUUAGUAUGGGUCCGCCGGUAGCCGAGCAUCCCAGGCAGUUAAGUCGAUAA
Molecule: messenger RNA, 462 nt
Organism: Acromyrmex echinatior (Panamanian leafcutter ant)
Lineage: Eukaryota; Metazoa; Arthropoda; Insecta; Hymenoptera; Formicidae
Source: RefSeq, a predicted model, not a curated record